Messenger RNA from Naegleria fowleri, 2805 nucleotides. RefSeq lists its product as uncharacterized. The coding region runs from base 1 to 2805 and encodes 934 amino acids. The transcript has 2 exons. Gene Ontology annotation, molecular function: calcium ion binding. Lineage: Eukaryota; Heterolobosea; Eutetramitea; Acrasida; Naegleriidae. The record is from RefSeq and is a predicted model, not a curated record.
AUGCUCAUCAGUAGUUCCUCAAACAAACGUUCUUCCUUGCCAUCAUCAUCGAAUGGCAAAAAUUAUGAAAUGACAAUUUCAGUUGAAGCAUCAUUGAUGGAUGCUAUACGGAGCUUGUGUUUUCAGAAACGAGUUAGAAUCAAUGAAUUUUUUCUUGACUUUGAUAAAUUGAGAUCGGGUUUUGUUUCCUUGCAGCAGUUUCGAAGAUGUUUGAGUAUGUUCGGAAUGGAAUUGAGAGAUGAAGACUUUGACAAUUUAGUUGCUGUAUACUUGGAUCCCAAGCUGAAUAAGGUGAACUAUGCCAAAUUUUCAAACGAUGUCGAUCAAGUAUUUACAUUGAAGGGCAUGGAGAAAAAUCCAAAGAUGGACACAAUCAAGCCAGAAGCUCUACUACAUUCUCAAAAAUCAAUUCCAGAACUUACAGAGGAGCUCAACACAUUGUAUGAAAAAUUGAGAUGGGAAUCCAAAACGCAAGGACACAUAAUUAAAAAUUACUUUAAAGAUUUCGACCCGCUUAAUCAUGGAACCGUGACAAGAUCUCAAUUUUUGCAAUGUCUUCCUUUCCGAAACUUAAAUGGAGAAGAGCUUCGAAUGAUCCUCGAUCGGUACACCGAUGAGAAAAUGCAAGCCAACUACUUGAGAUUUCACGAGGAAGUAGAAAAUGACACACCUUUGGAACAUAUUGAACAGCCAACCUUCCAAAGAGCGCCUAUCUCCUAUGAAGAGAACGUUGAAGAGAUUGAAAAAGAAAUCAAAAAAGCGUUGCUAAAGCAUAGAAUUAAAUUGGAUGAAGCAUUUCGCGACUAUGACAGAUUGAGAACAGGAUUUAUUACAAAACCUCAGUUCAUUGCAGCCUUAGGAUCUAUAAAGUUCCACAAAAGGGCUUUUAGCUCCGCUCAACUAGAGGCAGUUGCUGAAAAGUAUCGAGUCGAAGACAAACAUUCAGAAACACGAGUCUCCUACCAAGAAUUUUUGAACAAUAUGAACUCGGUAUUCAACGACAAGGGACUAGAGAGAUUUCCAACAAAAAAGUUUGUCAAUCAAAACCAACUUUUGACACACGAUCGAAAGCCUCUGUCAGAAGAAAAGGAGCAACAAUGCUCUCUAUUACUUGACAAAAUUAGAGACAUUGUCAAAACCAAGAGAAUUUUGAUGAAACCAAUUUUCCAAGAUUUCGAUAAGACAAAGAAGGGUACCUAUUCGACUGACCAUGUCACCAAUUCACGAUUUGAAAGGGCUUUACAUAUGGUUGGUAUUCAUCUUACCUCUGAGGAAUAUGCUGUUCUCCAAGAAAAGUAUGAUGACUUGGGUACGGGUCUAGACGUCAACUACAAAAUGUUCUUGGAAGAUGUGGACGAAAUUUUGGACGGAAGUAACAUACCUUACAAAAAUUUAGAAGUAUCUUCAAGUGGACUGUCUGUUAUCAAUCCAGAAAAGGAACAAAAAACUCUCCAAGAUAUUAUGGAAGACAUUUCUUUUAAAACACUAGUUCACAGAGUGAGGCUUGAAGAAUUCAUGCGGGAUAUGGAUCCAUUGAGAAGCUUUGAGAUUACCCAAAAACAAUUCAGAAGCGCACUCAAUAUGGGUGGCAUACAGUUAUCAGACUCAGAGUUUGAUUUAAUUUGUGCUGAAUUCAUGUCCCCAACUAGGAAAGACUACGUACUGUACAGAAAGUUUUGUGAUCAAGUGGACAGCGUGAUAACUGAGAAAAACUUGGAAAAACAACCAACCCGAGAUCUCACUUCUUCAAAAUUGUUUGCUGAAGCAUCUCUUACCAAAAGAGGCCCGCAAAAAGUGGCAAGUUCCUCUUUCAGUAAGAUGGGAGAGGUUGAAUUACUAUUAACCAAGCUUCGUGAUGCUGUAAAAACAAGAGGAAUAGCAAUGAAGCUUACUUUUGAAGAUUUCGACAAGUUCAAGAGAGGAAAAAUUACAAAGGCUCAAUUUACCCAAGGAUUGGAUAAGCUGUUCAAAUUUUUAAGUGAAUCAGAUUUUAAGUUAUUGCAAGAGGCAUAUUUUGAACCUUUGUCAGGAUAUGUAAAUUAUUACAAGUUUAUUGAGGAUGUGGAUAAGAGCGAAAGAGUUGACGGGUCAACCAAGAGUCUCUAUGGACAGGAGUUAGAAGCUGAAAUGUCCAAGAAUUUUGUGAAUCAAAAAGAUUCCAAAGAGCUGCCCUUGGACGUUUCUACUUUAAUGCAUCGUGUUAAAUCUAUCGUUGUGAAAAACAGAAUCCGAUUGAAGGAAUUCUUUUCUGAUUAUGACAAACUCAGACAUGGCUAUGUCACACGUGCCAAGUUCAGAACGGCUUUAAACGUUGCUAAAUUGGAGUUGAAAGAGCAAGAAAUUCAUAUCUUGGAGGAGUAUUUCAAAUUAGACAAUGAUCCUAAUAACAUUAGCUAUACCGCACUUUGUGAGGAGUUAGAUAGAGCCUUUACAUCUUCUAAUUUGGAGAAGUGCCCAAAGAGUAAGCUCGAAAAGUUUGAGCCAAGACAUUCAUAUCCUUUGAAGGCUGUCAUUCCUGAAAUCAGCAACGAUGUGGAUGAAAACGAGCUGCAAUUCAUUCUUAGUAAGGUUGCACAGAAAGCGGCAGUUAUGCAACAAUUAUUAUCUCACCAUUUUCAAGAUUACGAUCUGCUGCGAAAACAACGAGUCACCAAGAGCCAAUUUGCGUCCGUGAUUGAUUUCUUGAAAUUCAACUUGACUGGUAAACAGUAUGAUGUUCUUCAGAAGAAGUAUGAAGACGAAAGAGGAGAUGUCGAUUAUUACACCUUCUGCCAAGACGUUGACAAAAUAGUUUCCACAUUGUAA